GAGGGGAACGUCGACCUGUAAGAAUAGUGGCUUCAAAUCGUCAAUGGUUGAGUGUUGAUCCAGUGCAGCUAACAAUUUCAGGUCGCCUACCACCGAUUUCUAAACAGGUGUUUCGUCGAUCCUCGUAUCCGUCCCGGUCAAACGCUUGUAGCUUCAAAAUGUCCAAGGCCCGGAAUCAAGUCGGAAAUAAUCGACGUUUACCCCCUCUGUUAUCGAUUACUUCAAGCUCUCCAGAUAUCGAGCAACCCUCACGGAUUCCAAGUCCUUGUUCAAAUUCUGGAGGAAAGCAGCAUAUUAAAAGCCCGUUUGGUAGUCGCUACCACAGAAACUGCUGCUCCCCCUAUCGGGCGCUCUCUCCUGGUCCUGGAUGUUAUCUUGAUACUAUGUCAGAGAACAGAACCAAUCUACGUUUUCCACAUUCUCGAUCCCCCCAGUUCAAUGGUGGCAGCAAGCAUCUUAGUGUAAGUCCUGGAGGGAUGACGAGGAGCACAUCUCAUGAUAACCUGAACAGAAAAGGUUUGAAUCAGAAAGAAGUAGAACAUUUCCUCCAAAAGAAUCCAGAUUUUCUUGAAGACUAUGUCAUCAAUAAUGUUGAAUCGGAGCUUUUAGAAAAAUGGAUGAUCCGAAAUAUUCGGAAAACCUCCAAGAGGUCAACAUCGAAUGAAGUAAAUGGGCGGACGCAGAGGAAAACAAGUCUCUCAAGGUGGAAGUUUUGUGUGCACGCCGACAAAGGAAAGAUGCUACAGGACCUUACUACAAGCCUUUACACAAGUCCUAACAAAGUCCAGGUUUUGUCGGAACUCGCUGCCACUAUCGCUUCUGCUGUGAAUGCAGAAUGUUGGAAUCUGUAUCUGUAUGAUAAAGCAAAUCAGACUUUGCAGAGCUUCACAAGAGAAGACAUAAACCGACCUAACUAUGAAGGACCAAUUUGUAAAAUAUCUAUUGAGAUUGGGACAACCGUGGCUGCUUUUGUAGCACAAACACUAGAGACCGUGAGAACAACUAACAAAGAACGGGAUCCCAGAUUUCCAGAUGGCGUACCUGUUGAUCCAAAAUUAGUUGCUUAUAUUUUGGCACAUCCAAUCAGACUGUCUAAUGGAGAACUAACAGGGGUCCUAGAAUUGUAUAAAAAAUCAGAAGAUGGCCCAUUUCACGAGGAAGACGAAGAGGUUAUCAACAGUUAUCUAGUGUGGGGAGGAAUUGCUCUUCAUUAUGCUGAGAUGUACAGUAACAUGGCACGUCAGCGCAAACUGAACAACUUCCUUUUGGCUGUAGUCAGGUCCAUCUUUCAAGACAUGAUCUCCAUGGACUCUGUGAUUGUUAAAAUUAUGACAUUUGCACAGAAGCUUGUAAAUGCUGACAGGGCUUCUCUCUUCCUAGUAGAUGGACACUCCAAAGAACUAUAUGCUAGGAUAUUUGAUGUUAGUGGAGAGCUUGACGAUGGCUCAUUUAAAGCCAUUUUAGAAGCAUCAAAAGAAAUCAGAUUUCCAAUUGGGAAAGGAAUUGCAGGCCAUGUAGCUCUAACAGGAGAAUCUCUGAAUAUUUCAAAUGCCUACAAUGAUGAAAGAUUUAACAGAACUGUAGAUCAACAAACAGGAUACAAAACACACAAUCUGUUGUGUAUGCCCAUCUUCAUAAGAAACAAUAUAAUUGGUGUUGUUCAAAUGGUAAACAAAGAAGGUGGACCAUUCACAAAAGCUGAUGAAGAAGCCUUUGCCACAUUUGCUUCAUAUUGUGGACUGGCUUUACAUCAUGCAAAGUUAUAUGAUAAAAUUCAACGGUCUGAAAAGAAAUACAAGGUGGCACUAGAAGUCCUCUCAUACCAUAACACAUGUACAGAGACGGAAGUAAAUGAGAUUAAGCAGUCCCCUGCCUUACCAAAUACAGCUGCUUUGCAUGAUUUCAGAUUUUCUCCAUACUCAUUGGAUUAUGAUCAAAAAGUCUUAGCAGCAAUUCAUAUGUUUGUAGAAUUGUUUGGACUUCAAAAGUUUGACCAAGACAGUCUUGUUCGUUUCACCAUAACAAUACGGAAGAACUAUCGUCGUGUUCCAUAUCAUAAUUGGGCUCAUGGAUUUAGUGUAGCUAAUGCUAUGUAUGUUAUCAUUAAAAAAUCACGGGGAACUUUCAAGCCUUUAGAGGAAUUGUCACUUUUUGUAGCAUGUUUGUGUCAUGACUUAGACCAUAGAGGGAAGACUAAUCAGUUUCUGGUGAAAUCAGCAUCUCCUCUAGCUGCCAUCUACACUACCUCCACAUUAGAACAUCACCAUUUUAACCAGACUGUGUCUAUCCUUCAGCAAGAUGGACACAACAUUUUCAAGAACUUAACUUCAGAUGAAUAUAAACAAGUCUUAGGAAAUAUCAAGCACUGUAUCUUAGCAACAGAUUUGGCAUUAUUUUUUCCAAACAAAGCUAAACUAAAAGAAAUAAUAGAUGAUGGUAGAUUUGACUGGAAACAUCCUGAACACAGACUUCUUCUUGAGGCUAUUGCUAUGACUGCCUGUGAUCUUUGUGCUAGUACAAAACCCUGGGAACAGCAAGAAAGUACAGUAAAGGUGAUCUUUGAAGAAUUCUAUGAACAGGGUGAUGCUGAGAGGGCACAGGGAAGAGAUCCGGUGCCUAUGAUGGACAGAACAAAACUUCAUGAACAGCCUGCUUCACAGAAUAUUGGUGUGAUCAUCAACUUCUCCUCAGCUGCAUCCUUGAAACUUUUCACAGGCAUAUCCUAUGAAAUAGGUACAUACUUUAUACAGACAACCGAGAGCAACCUUGCUCAGUGGCAAGCUCUGGCUAACCAACAAAGCAGCUCACUGGAGAAUCAAACAAAAGCCAUUCAGUAUAAGGAAGAACGUGUAAGUGAAGUAAAACAAGCCCUGGAAGAUUGUGAAGAAGAGAACAAUAUAAAUGAAGAAUUCGACCAGGAACAUGUCCAAAACAAAGAAAUUUUUAAACCAGAAGACCAAAGAGAUAGUUUGUCUAAUUAG
Messenger RNA from Limulus polyphemus (Atlantic horseshoe crab), 2981 nucleotides. RefSeq names its product probable 3',5'-cyclic phosphodiesterase pde-5. NCBI's taxonomy places the organism in Eukaryota, Metazoa, Arthropoda, Merostomata, Xiphosura, Limulidae. Gene Ontology annotation, molecular function: protein binding; 3',5'-cGMP-stimulated cyclic-nucleotide phosphodiesterase activity. The transcript is spliced from 27 exons. Bases 159 to 2981 code for a protein of 940 amino acids. The record is from RefSeq and is a predicted model, not a curated record. Gene Ontology annotation, biological process: negative regulation of receptor guanylyl cyclase signaling pathway; signal transduction.